AUGGAUUUGAGAGUAGGAAGAAAAUUUCGUAUUGGUAGGAAGAUUGGGAGCGGUUCCUUUGGUGACAUUUACCAUGGUACAAAUUUGAUCAGCGGCGAAGAAGUGGCUAUUAAGCUGGAGUCCAUUAGAUCAAGACACCCUCAAUUGGACUACGAAUCCCGUGUCUACAGAUACUUGAGCGGUGGCGUGGGGAUUCCUUUCAUCAGAUGGUUCGGCAGAGAGGGCGAAUACAAUGCCAUGGUUAUCGACCUUCUAGGCCCAUCAUUGGAGGACUUGUUCAACUACUGUCACAGAAGAUUUUCCUUCAAAACGGUUAUCAUGCUGGCGUUGCAGAUGUUCUGCCGCAUCCAAUAUAUACAUGGCAGAUCGUUCAUUCACAGAGAUAUCAAACCAGACAACUUUCUCAUGGGAGUAGGACGCCGUGGUAGCACCGUUCACGUUAUUGAUUUCGGUCUUUCCAAAAAGUAUCGAGAUUUCAACACUCAUCGUCAUAUUCCCUACAGAGAAAACAAAUCCUUGACCGGUACAGCUCGUUACGCAAGUGUUAACACACAUCUUGGUAUAGAGCAAAGUAGAAGAGAUGACUUGGAAUCGCUAGGUUACGUCUUGAUCUACUUCUGUAAAGGUUCUUUGCCAUGGCAAGGUUUGAAAGCCACCACCAAGAAACAAAAGUAUGAUCGUAUUAUGGAAAAGAAACUGAACGUCAGCGUGGAAACUUUAUGUUCUGGUUUACCGCUAGAGUUCCAAGAAUACAUGUCUUACUGUAAGAACCUGAAGUUUGAUGAGAAACCAGAUUAUUUGUUCUUAGCGAGACUAUUCAAGGAUUUGAGCAUCAAACUGGAGUACCACAACGACCACUUGUUCGAUUGGACAAUGUUGCGUUACACAAAGGCAAUGGUGGAAAAGCAAAGAGACUUACUCAUCGAAAAGGGCGACUCAGACGUAAAUAACAACGCGAAUAGCGCAAGCAGCGCCGACAACAAGUCUGAAACCUUCAACAAGAUUAAGCUACUAGCUAUGAAGAAGUUCCCUACUCAUUUCCACUACUAUAAAAAUGAAGACAAACACAAUCCUUCGCCAGAAGAAAUCAAACAACAAACCAUUUUGAAUAAUAACGCAGCUUCCUCUUUACCAGAAGAACUGUUGAAUGCACUGGAUAAAGGCAUGGAAAACCUGAGACAACAGCAACCGCAACAACAGGGCCAAAGUUCACAACCACAGCAGCAGCAGCAGCAGCAGCAGCAACCGGGUGGACAAAGACCAAAUUAUUAUCCUGAACCAUUACUGCAGCAGCAGCAUAGGGAUUCCCAGGAGCAGCAGCAGCAGCAGCAGCAGCAGCCAGUCCCCAUGGCUGCCACCAGGGUCACUCAGUAUCCUCCGCAAGUAAGCGCCAAUAAUUUCAAUACUAAUCAAGCAUCUGCACAACCUCAAAUGAGAUCUAAUUCGCAGCAACCACCUCAAGAUAAACCAGCCGGCCAAUCGAUUUGGUUAUAA
Molecule: messenger RNA, 1494 nt
Organism: Saccharomyces eubayanus
Lineage: Eukaryota; Fungi; Ascomycota; Saccharomycetes; Saccharomycetales; Saccharomycetaceae
Gene: HRR25
Product: serine/threonine protein kinase HRR25
Exons: 1
Coding region: 1-1494 (497 amino acids)
Biological process (GO): peptidyl-serine phosphorylation; signal transduction; endocytosis
Cellular component (GO): nucleus; cytoplasm
Molecular function (GO): protein serine/threonine kinase activity; ATP binding
Source: RefSeq, a predicted model, not a curated record